Molecule: messenger RNA, 5030 nt
Organism: Nomia melanderi (Alkali bee)
Lineage: Eukaryota; Metazoa; Arthropoda; Insecta; Hymenoptera; Halictidae
Molecular function (GO): protein binding
Source: RefSeq, a predicted model, not a curated record
AGGACGGUUCAGAGUACUGUUGGGCCACCCAUUGAACCGCGUCGAGCCGCCUUGUUUUAUCAUUUCCCUUUUCUAAUUCCCGUUCCACCCGUCUGUAAGUAAUCAAUAUCAAUGAAAAUGAAUGGAAUAAUCGGAAAAAGUGGUGUUUCAUUCUGAAAAGGCAGUUUCUCGUUGUCUCUCCUCAGUGAAAAUGUGAAUUCCAUGGAUUUCAAGCUGUUCGAUAGCAAAGAACAUGGAGAAACGAACAACGGCACAUUGUGUCUCGCUUCCAUUCGUGGCGGUAGCGAUCUUCGGGAUCUUCUCGCCCACAAUAUGCCAAAGCGUUUGUCCUGAAAAAUGCUCGUGCCACUUCAUCCAACAGCCGCGAACUGUCAUCUGUUCGAGGCAAAAUUUGGAAGAGUUCCCUGAAAAUAUUAGCGACAUAGUGGAGCAAUUAAAUUUAUCGAACAAUCUGUUGACGCAUGUCAGCAAUGAUAUUAACCGACUGAUAGAUCUACAGUACCUGAACUUGGCGAGGAACAUGUUGAGUUCAUUGCCCGCGGACAUUAGUAAUUUAAAAAGCCUGCGGAGAUUGGACUUGACUGGGAACAGAAUCCAUGAAAUCGUUGAUAUUAGUUCUGUGAGACAACUUCCUUCUUUGACAGUCCUGUAUUUGGCCAGAAAUCCGUUGUACAAUUUGGAGGGCUUAAUAAGCUCCAGACUGGAAGCUUUGGACGCUAGUCAUUGCGAAAUACGGGAACUAAGCAAUACAUCUCUGGACGGUCUGGCAGCAUUAACUACGCUAAGCUUGGUAGGAAACCCUUUGAAAUUCAUUCAGAAAGCAUGGAGUCCUAAACUACGGUGGCUCGAUAUGUCCGACUGCCUUUUGAAUUACUUAAGUCCCGAUACUUUCAGCGGAUUUCCAGAACUUGAAGAGCUUCGACUGUCCAACAAUCCUACGUUAGUCUAUAGCACAAGGAAUACAACUUUGAUUCAUCCGAAGUUGAAAAAACUUGAUGUGUCGAGAUGUAAUUUGGACAGACCAGGACUUCAUGGAUUUCCGUCGUUGUCCCAUGCUCGGCUAUCUCAUAAUCUGAUCAAUUUAUUACCAGAUCGGAUUUUCGCUAAGAAUCGAGAACUCGGUUUUUUGUACUUGAAUGGGAACGGUGUAGAAAAUUUGAACGCCAGUACUUUUGAAGGUUUAGUGAAGCUUCAAGUGUUGGACCUGUCAGAAAACAAUCUUAGAACGAUUCAUCAGUUGUCGUUUCAUGAGAACAUAGAACUCAAGAUGCUCAAUUUAUCCUAUAACAGUUUAUACGAAUUUCCAAAUAUUACGUCGGCUGUAACUUUAUUGGACGUGACGUCGAAUUUGAUUGAAAGGAUUAACGGGAACUUUCUGACAAAUAUGCCGAAAAUAAGGAGCAUCAUAAUGAGCGACAAUAAAUUAGAAACGAUUCCGAACGAGUUAAAAUCCGUCUCAUUGAAGAAUUUGGAUCUCCGCAGAAAUCGUCUGGUGGAACUGCAUAACGAUACCUUUCUUUAUCUACCGCAGCUUAUAAGAGUUGAUUUAUCAGGUAACCGUUUAACCGAGGCAAUUGACCCUGAAAUUUUUCGAAAUAAUCCGGAUCUGAACAGCAUCAAAUUGGAAGAUAACCCUUGGCGUUGUGAUUGUAAAGAGUUAUACUUUUUGUUCAACUAUUUAACGGAGCCGCCUGCGAAGUCGUCCGAAUCGAGUUUACUUUGUCAAAGUCCAGCGAACGUGUCCGGUUUUACUUGGGAAAAUGCUUGUUACAAUGCAUGGAAUGGAUCAUUAUAUUAUAGUCGAGACAAAACUUGGGGAUUUAUAAUGGUUACCGUUCUUACGAUCAUCGUUUUAUUUGGAAGUUUUAUUUCCAUCAGACACAUGAUGCGUGCUAAAAGAAGAGCUAUGGAACAAAGACAACAAUUUGAAUCCUCGAGACUUUUAAGACAAAGAAGGACUCAAAUCGUGCACGAAGAUGAGCGCAUAGAACACGUGGAACGGGCUCCAGAACCCAGAAUUCACCCUUUAGAAUUGAUCGAACCGCCUACUUACGAAGAGGCAAUGCAGAUGCCAAGAUUAGCCCGCUCGUUGGAUAAUCUAGAUACAAUUUCGGUGGAAACGUCUACAGCGCGUAUUGCGGGUUCGGCUGAUAAUUUGAGAGCACGGCAGAAGAGGACUAGAAGAUUGAAGAAGAGGAUUCAAAGCGAAGACGAUUUGCUCCGUCGAGAGGAGCGUCGGCAAGAAAGAAUCAAGAGGGAAAGAAAUGCCUCCGUUGGUAAUGUCAGGUCUGACUUACCGCAGGCUGCCAGUCAACGAAACUUCAGGCCUCCCUCUACAAACAGAAGUAGGAGGCAAAGCGUGGUAAGCGACUGUAUGGAAACCGGAAGCGGAAGAAUUCGAACUAGGCCACAAACACCGAGUGCAAGGAAGAAGAGACGGAGACGCACGGUUUACGAUGGACAUACGUCGGACGACGAGGAUUCAGAUAUUCAACGCACUGCUUCACAUAGAUCGAUCGUAAUCAGGGAACUUCGAAGAGAACCCAGAAGUGGUUACAGAGAAUCUUCGGCAGAUGUAGACUCUUAAUGUAAGGCGGUUUUUAAAGUGCGCUCUUUAUAGAAUCGUUAAAUAAUAAAAUGCAAAAUUACUCAUCACUGGCACUACAUUAUUUCUGUACUUAUGAAAUUUAGUUACGAUAAAUCAGUGUGCUCUUCUUCAUAAGCGGAGUCAGUUUUAUAAGUGAUCAGUACGAGGUUUAAUUUAAGUUUUUAAAAGGAAACAUUUUAAUUUUGAUAUUAUGUUUUAGGAUAUAAUGCUACUUUAGUUUACAUAAUUAAUUUUGUGUAUAGUAUGUAACAAAGGAUAAUUAAAUGGACAUUUACUCUGACGAAGGAGAAAAUAUUAAUCGAAUUAGAUUAUAUUGGAAGAUAGACGAUUACUUUCUUAUAUGAUUUGAUUUAUCUUGACAAGAUAAUGGCAGAUCACUUUCCGUUGACCUUCGUAGGUAAUGCACUGAUAAGAAAUAGGAAUUUCAUUGUGUAAAAUUUAUAUUGAUUUAUAUUUUCCAUAAGAAUCUGCAAUUGCAAGAAAGAUGUGACUAAUCUAACUUAACUUAAUGCGUAUAAAAAUUAUCAUUUUGAAAUGAUUAUUAUUUUAGAAAUAAUCAAGUGCUAAUAAACUCUGAACUAUAUAAUAUAAGAAAUAGCGAUGGCGAUUAUAUAAAGAUUAAGUGUACUAUCAGAGCCACUUACCUUCAAAGGCAUGUCAAAUCGUUACGCUUGGUUUUGCACGUUGCUCUUUCUUGGUUUUUGUGUUUGUUAUAGUUAUUAAAUUUUUAUAUUUGCAAGUUAAUAUAUGAAAACUAUUUUAUUAUUUAAUAAAAUUGAAACUCAAAAUUGAUCCUAAAAACAGAAGUGAUAAAAAUUCGAUUGGGCGACUUACAAAUUGAAUACCAUCAAAAUAAUAUUUGAAAACAAAAAGCAAUAUAUUAUAGAAACAUAGAGAGAUUUUGAAGUAACUCAUUACAGUUGCUUCAAGUAUCAAUUUGAUAGUUGAUUCAAAAUUACACAGAUAUUGAAAAUACUUCACAUUAAAUAUUUUAUUUGGUGUAAUCUUAAUUUAACUUAGGCAACAUUGGUUCGUUCAAUAUUUUGAAAACUUAGAAUCUUAUAAUAUUCAAAUUAAAUAAUUAAUUGACAAACAUGACGCAACUUUAUUUAUACGAAUUGUAUUGAAGAACGUGUUCAAUCUCGCGUUUGUUUUAUUUAACCCGCGACAUUUAAAAGGAUUUAAUAAAAGUUGAUAUUCUAUCCCGUGUAAUUAUUAAUAUCAUAACUUUUAAUAUUAUAGACAAUAUUUUUUACGUUAAUACCUGCUUAACAUUAAAUAAAAAUUCAAGAAGCUCAACUAUAAACAGUCAAAUAAUCAAUAAUAUUUAGCAUGUGUAUUAUUUAAACGACUCAUGUAUAAUAAUUUUAUUUAUGGAUACACUUUGUUUCAUUAUUUACCAUAAAUAUACAAAAUGAAGCGUACAAAAAUAGUGGCAGUUAAUGGUUCUACGCACUUCCAUUUACUAUCUUCCCAUUCUAACAUUUGACUUUUUACUCAAAUCUUAAUCGAAUAAAUAUUAUUGCAGUUCUUCAAUAUCCUCUUACACGAUUAAAAACAUAUCUGAUAUUUUUAACGAAUGAAUAUUCAAUAAAAAAGGUUGAAGUACAGAUUUUUGAUACUAUUUACGAUUGAGUUUUACUUCAUUUUUUAAUUCUAAGAAUAUUUUAAUAAAACACUUUUGUUAACGAAAAUAAGCUUUACGUAAAAUAUUAAAGUUUGUUAAGAUUUUUCCUAAUCCGUGUAAAAGUAUUCUCAUUUCAAAACGAUAUUACAAUUGUGUUGAAACUUAGUGUGAAGAAUAGCACAAAACCAGGAAAUUAUAGUAAUUUCACGCUGACCUGAAACGAUUAGCGUCAGUUUCGCACAACAAGCAAUUACUUGAUCGUAUCAAUGCAUCAUUUAACGCAAUACGUGAAGCAGAGAAAAUUGUAAUAGACUUUCUCAUAUCAAACGCAUUAAUCACUCGUCAACGUGGUCAAACAAACGUUAAGAGGUUUAAGAGGUUUCAUAGAAUGCUAUACUAUUAAAAGGAUUCUUUUCCACUUUCAUUGUUUAUACAAAAAGUCUCAACUAUGCAUUCCAAAUACCACAAUUUCGAAACUACGGAAGUAACAUUAAAUAACUAUGCUAGAUGUCUUAACUGUUACAUUAGUUAGCCUUAGUUUUCAUAUUUUUUAUAGUAGAAUAAGAAUUAGAAAAUCAAAACAACUGUGAACGAGUUUUUUUAAUAAAUUCAAUAUUUUAUGAAAAAAAAAUCUAUUUAUGGUAAUCAGAAUCAUAAUUGUACUUUCAUUAGAAAAAUAUUGAAUUAAUUUCGAAAAAAUACAUACAUUUACAAACAUUGGAAUUUAAAAACUGUUGUAUAAUUUUAACAUUGUGCAGAUAUAGAUAUGUAUGUUACUAAAUCGUAUCUUUUUUU